Molecule: messenger RNA, 1693 nt
Organism: Chanos chanos (milkfish)
Lineage: Eukaryota; Metazoa; Chordata; Actinopteri; Gonorynchiformes; Chanidae
Gene: josd1
Product: Josephin domain containing 1
Exons: 5
Coding region: 505-1215 (236 amino acids)
Biological process (GO): protein deubiquitination
Molecular function (GO): cysteine-type deubiquitinase activity
Source: RefSeq, a predicted model, not a curated record
AAAAACAACAACCCAUUUGGAAAGAGAAGAUCAGAGUCCUCCAUGCUGACAUAGGGCAAAGCCCUGGACGAGGUGAAAUCUACAACAACCGUUUCCAUGGUAUCAUCACCACUAAGGCACCACCACAAUCACCUAAGCGGGAUUUGGAUCUGCUGACCAAGUUUCUCCUCUACUCAGCGGUAUCGCGUUUUACUGAUCUGUGGUGUUCGUCAAGAUGGAAAGAAGGACUGCUUUGCGUCAGUGAUCACAGAAAUGCUGAGUGAAUCAAGAACACAGAAUGGAGAUUGCUGAAGACAGAACAAAACACUUUUGCCUUUAAAUGCAUCACACUUUUUGAGGUGCACCGACUUUUCUGUCACCGCUUAAUUGAUCGAGCCCGGACAUCCGAGGUGCACUGGCUCAACUUUUCUCUCGCUAGCUACCUUCCCCUCCCCUUGCCACAGACCCCUCUGACAGCGUAAAGAUUGCCAUGAGGUUGUUAGCUGUGGCGUAGCAGAAACAGGGAUGGGGAGUACUCCACGUUCUGGUAAGGGGAGGGGGAGGGGGGGUUUCGAGGAGCUGGGUUGUAUGCCGUGGAAAGUCAGCAAGCAGAAAGGAGAGGGUGACGUCAGGUGCGGGUCUCAGGUGGAGGAGAAAUCUGACACGGGGUCGUCUCUCUCCCCGGCUCCGCCUCCUUCCAUCUAUCACGAGAAACAACGCAAAGAACUGUGCGCCCUGCACGCGCUCAACAACGUCUUCCAGGACGGCGCGGCCUUCAGCCGGGAGGCACUUCAGGAGAUUUACCAGAGACUCUCACCCAGCACAUUGGUAACACCCCACAAGAAGAGCAUGCUGGGUAACGGAAACUACGAUGUUAACGUCAUCAUGGCGGCUUUGCAGACCCGUGGCUUUGAGGCUGUCUGGUGGGACAAGAGGAGGGAUGUUGGCAGCAUUGCUCUCCCCAACGUUACAGGCUUCAUCUUAAACGUCCCCUCAAACCUACGCUGGGGACCACUGCGCCUGCCUCUCAAACGCCAACACUGGAUUGGGGUAAGGGAAGUGGGCGGAGUCUACUACAAUCUGGACUCUAAACUCCGCAGUCCCCAUGCUAUUGGAACAGCUGAGGAGCUCAGGAAGUUUUUGCGUCACCAGCUGCGAGGGAAGAACUGUGAACUCCUAUUGGUUGUACCAGAGGAAGUGGAAGUCCACCAGACAUGGAGGUCUGAUGCCUGUUGAAUGUUUCUGAAAGACAUUCGUUUUUUUUGUUUUUUAGGGGGUAUUUGUUGUUUUUUUUGGGGAGGGGGGGGGUUUUUUUUUUUUUUGGAACUCUCCAGUCUGUGCUCAGGAGGGAGGGAAUGUGAGUUUCAAUCAGGAAACCAAUGUGAGAGCAAAGGGGACUUACUCACUCAAAUCUGUCACGAAAGCACACUGGCCAGACUUUCUUUUUGUUUACACACACGGACACACACACACAGACACAGACACAGACACACACACACACACACACACAGACACACACACACACACACACACACACACAAAAGAACACACACUGCUGGACUCUGCCCAAAGAGAUUAAAGCAGUAAAAAAAAAAAAUUAAAAAAAAAAAACAUGCACAGGGAGAUGACAGAAUCACACAACACUACACUGAUUUGUGAUAAUUCUGUUUGGCAUCUGGGAUUCUAAUACUGUUUUUUAAUACACAGAAUACUU